Callithrix jacchus (white-tufted-ear marmoset) is the source of this 2843-nucleotide messenger RNA. It is a transcript of the gene OR7C2, whose product is annotated as olfactory receptor family 7 subfamily C member 2. The record is from RefSeq and is a predicted model, not a curated record. Gene Ontology annotation, cellular component: membrane. Gene Ontology annotation, biological process: G protein-coupled receptor signaling pathway. NCBI's taxonomy places the organism in Eukaryota, Metazoa, Chordata, Mammalia, Primates, Cebidae. Gene Ontology annotation, molecular function: olfactory receptor activity; G protein-coupled receptor activity.
ACAGUAUAUCAAAGGGACAUCUGCACUCACGUUUAUUGCGGCACCAUUCACAAUAACCAAGAUGUGAUAUUAGUCCGAGUCUCCAUCAAUGGAUGAAUGAAUUUUAAAUGUGGUACAUCUACACAAUGGAAAAAUAUUCAGCCAUGUACAAGAAGGAAAUCCUGUGAUUUGCCACAAAACGAAGGAACCUGAAGGACAUCGUGUUAAGUGAAAGAAGCCAGACACAGGAAGACAAAUACCGCUUGACAGCAUUCACAUGAGGAAUAAAAAAAAAUUGAUCUCAUAGAAUUAGAGAACAGAAUAGUGACUACCAGAAGCUGGGACAGUUGUGGAAGGAGGGUGGGGAGAUGUGUCUCAAAGGACACUAAAUUGAAGUUAGAAAGAAUACAUUCAUGAGAUUGAGUACAACAUGGAUACUUUAUACUUAAUGACCACAUAUUGUAUUAUCAAAACAUACUAAGGGAUGUUAAGUGUUCUCACUAAUGACAACAAUGUGAGGUAAAACAUAGAUGAAUUAGCUGAAUUUAACAUUCCACAAUGUAGCUAGACCUCAGAACAUUCUUUUAGAGAUGAUAAAUACAUACCAAUUUGCCCAUCAAUUAAAAAAAUUAUUAAAUACAUUUUAAAAAAUUAAAAUAAUUUUUAUAAGGUGCUAAUCUCAGGGCAGCUUGCAUAAAAAGAUCCAAAUACAUCUCUUACAGCAACCAAAUGUUUUAUGAACGAAUAAUGAUAUGACAGCUCUUGACCUGUUUUAAACAUAUGCAAUUUCUCAUUGUUUUGGUAAAAACAUCAUAAAGCCCAAGAAUGUAGUACCUACGGUUUUCUAUCAGAACAUAGCUCACCCCUUGUUGAAGAGGAGAAUAUCAAUUUUCUGGAGGUAUCAAGGUCUGGGUUCACAUCACACGUCAGAUUCUUGGAGACCCAAGAGACCUACUCAAGACAAGUUCCUCAGUUUAGGCUUUGGAAAAAAACUUUCCUCUAGGGUUUGAGUUAAAGUGUUAGGAGGUUAGGUCUCCAGAAGUCAAGCAAGUCCAUGGAGAAGGAGUAAUGAAGGCUGCAUUAACCUCAGAUUCAAUAUGGUGUCUUGGGAACAGAGCAUGCAGAAAAAAAUUUCUUUCAGUGCAGGGGAAAAUCCCAUAGGAAAAUGAUGUUAUCAGGUUGGAAUAACAAGAGGAAAUGUGCCUAAUGAGCAGAUUUACAAAGCUGUAAAUUUCCCCUCUGCUGCUGUUCCUCAGAAUAUGCAAUGUUGGGCUCAAUGAGACAUGGUUGUUUCCUUUGGAGUCCUUGAUCUGGCUCAGCUACCGAUGCUUUCCUGUCUCCUACUGUCUCAGGACAGAGCUUCAGUCUCCAUCAUCUACCAUCCGGGGAGGUAGUCACACAUCCACGUGGAUGCCUUCCUCUCAGAAGACCCAACGAGAAACGUCAACCAGAUGAAAGCAGGGAAUGAUACACAAAUUUCAGAAUUCCUUCUUCUGGGACUUUCACAGCAACCAGAAGUGCAGCCCUUCCUCUUCGGGCUGUUCCUGUCCAUGUACCUGGUCACUGUGCUCGGGAACCUGCUCAUCAUCCUGGCCACAAUCUCAGACUCCCACCUCCACACCCCCAUGUACUUGUUUCUCUCCAACCUGUCCUUUGCUGACAUCUGUUUCACAUCCACGACCGUCCCAAAGAUGCUGGUGGAUAUCCAAACACAAAGCAAAAUGAUCACUUUUGCAGGGUGCCUCACCCAGAUUUUUUUUUUCGUUGCAUUUGGAUGCCUGGACAAUUUGCUCUUGACCGUGAUGGCCUAUGACCGGUUCGUGGCCAUCUGUCACCCCCUGCACUACGCGGUCAUCAUGAACCCCCGGCUCUGUAGACUGCUAGUUCUGGGGUCCUGGUGCAUCAGUGUCAUGGUUUCUCUGCUCGAGACCUUGACCAUUUUGAGGCUGUCCUUCUGCACAAACAUGGAAAUCCCACACUUUUUUUGUGAUGUUCUCGAAGUCCUGAAGCUCGCCUGUUCUGAAACCCUCGUCAAUAAAAUCGUGAUGUAUUUUGUGACAAUUGCAAUGGGUGUUUUUCCUCUCUCUGGAAUCCUAUACUCUUAUUCUCAGAUUUUCUCCUCCAUCCUGAGAGUAUCACCUGCCCAAGGCCAGCACAAAGCCUUUUCCACCUGUGGGUCUCACCUCUCAGUGGUCACCCUGUUCUAUGGCACGGGCCUUGGGGUAUAUCUCAGUUCUGCAGCUACACCAUCUUCUAGGACAAGUCUGAUGGCCUCGGUGAUGUACACCAUGGUCACCCCCAUGCUGAACCCCUUCAUCUACAGCCUGAGGAACAGGGACAUAAAGGGGUCCCUGGGCAGACUUCUUCUCAGGGCAACAUCUCUCAAUAAGGGGACCACUGCCAAGCUCUCAUGAAUAGUGGUGAACACAAUACUGAGGCCAGACUGGCCUCCUUCGGCCAAUAUUUUGACUUCUGCUUUUAUGCAUUUGGAGUGGGGCAGGGAAGGCAUCUCACUCUGUCUCCCAGGCUGCAGUGCAGUGGCACGAUCUCAACUCACUGCAACCUCCGUCUCCCAGGUUCAAGUGAUUCUUCUGCCUCAGCCUCCUGAGUAGCUGGGAUUACAGGCAUGAGCCACCAGGCCCCACUGAUUUUUGUAUUUUUAGUAAACAUGGGGUUUCGUCAUGUUGGCCCGGCUGGUCUCGAACUCCUGACUUCAGGUAAUCUGCCUGCCUUGGUCUCCCAACAUGCUGGGAUUACAGGCAGUAAGCCACUGCACCUGGCCUUCUUUUAUACAUUUUAAAGCAUUUUUUCCUUUGGAAACUUUCCUGCCCUUGCUACUGCUAAUAAAGUUAUAUAGGAUCACC